GGCGGUGUUCACUAACACUCAGCCAGCUGUCCUGCUGAAGCAAACACCAGUCAAGUCUACCUUGAGGAUACUGUCCAUUUCUGCGAACCUGUGGGAGAACUUUUCACACUGAGCCACGUGAUGGGCCAUCACAGCGCCGCUUAGAGCACACUACAUACGGUGCUGCUGUCAUCUUGCUUUGCUGCCUCUAAAUAUAAUCUGUGUGAACGGAAAAGGAAACGAUCAAACAAUUAAGAAAGGAGAGUUGAAGCUGAAACUGAGAGGGAAAGAGAAGGAAGCCCGAGCGGAGACUCUUGCAGGCUGUAUUCUGCACUGGGCCAACCUGUCCGUCACAGCCUCAAACGUACUCAUUACCAUCACUGAACUGUGAAAUUCAUGUUGUAAUAAUUGUUAUAAUACAACCAAUAACAGAUCAUAAGGACUCUUUACUGGAUUUUUCUGAGCUGUGGAAAUCUCACUAAUUCUGUCCUUGCUGCUCAUUAAUUAAAUCCACUACCUGGUUAUUCAGCGUGAGUGUAGAACGGCACAGUACUAUUUUUGAAUGACUCACUGCUUGCAUAAGUAUCCAGGAUUGCUUUUGACUUCGAAGAAGGACCCUUGAGCCCCUCAACCAUCUUCUGACUGUCUGCCCAACUAUAGCAUUUGGGUGUGGAGCGCUGGUUUCAGAAUUAGGCCUCUGGACGCAUGUUGAAGAUGACUUGAGUUGGCAGGCCUAAAACCCCUUACCCCAGAGAGAGAAAGAGCUUGGCAGUACGACACGCACACAACACACAAAUGUGGGUGCCGAGGCGGCUUUGAGCCAUGCUGGUGUUGCUACUCGCGGAGCCCUGGAGUACAGGCUAUCAUCAUCCCUAUCAUCAUUCACCCAAGCUGAGGAAGAAUCAACGGCCCCAAGGAGCGAGGCUACGCUUCUGAACGACUCAAAGAAGACUGGGAGACUGCGCUAACACACAGAGAUAUCCACAGCUACAUCCUCAGUCACACAGAUAGACACACUAAUACUUCUCUCCACAAAACCCUGAUACAGGAAAAACAAAGCUGCGGCGGACGUGAAAGGCACAGAGACUGAGCAGGAGCUGUGUACCAACAUGGCAGCUGAGAGUCUUGCUGAGCUCCGCGAUUGGCUCUUUCUGCUCCUCCUGUGCCUCACCUUAUUGGCUGAGGUGCUGGAACUGGCGGCAGCGGCAAUUGCCAUGGAGACGGGCGAGGGAGAUGAGGGCAUUGUUUGUCCCUCAGUGUGCCGCUGUGAUGAGGGUUUUGUCUACUGCAACGACCGAGGCCUCAGUAUAAUUCCACCACUACCGUUAAUGGCUGCCAUUCUGUACUUGCAAAGCAACCGGCUGAGUAACGCUGGUCUGCCUCCCUCCCUGGAACGCAGCACGUCCAUACGAGUGAUUUACCUGUAUGCCAACCAGCUGGAUGAAUUUCCUAUACACCUCCCGCCUUCGUUACGGGAGCUCCAUUUACAGGAUAAUAAUAUACGAACGUUACCGAGAUCAGCUUUGGCCAAGUUACCAUUACUAGAACGUUUACACCUGGAUGAUAACUCUAUAUCCACAGUUAGCAUCCAGGAGCGAGCUUUUUCUGGGACUCCAAGGCUUCGACUGCUGUUUCUGUCUCGGAACCACCUGUCAAGCAUCCCUGCAGGGUUGCCAGCAUCCUUGGAGGAGUUGCGACUGGACGACAAUAGAAUCAGCACCAUCCCCACACAUGCUUUCCGUGGGCUCUCCUCCCUGCGACGCUUGGUCCUGGAUGGAAACUUGUUGGCCAACACACGCAUCGCAGAUGACACCUUUUCCCGUCUCUCCAACCUGACUGAGCUGUCACUGGUCAGGAAUGCCCUGCAGUCUCCACCAGUCAACCUACCGUCAGCUCACCUUGUGCGACUUCAUUUGCAAGACAACGGAAUGACUCACAUACCACGGGGGGCGCUGGACGGGAUGCGGCGGCUACAGAGGCUGGACCUGUCAGGAAACAAUCUGACCAGUCUCCCACGAGGACUUCUGAAGGACACAGAAAGCCUGGAGCUGCUACUGUUGCGAGGAAACCCCUGGUUCUGUGGGUGCAACCUUCGCUGGCUCCACGCCUGGCUGCAUGGCCGAGGGGCAGCCGUGACAGUCAGGGGUCUGACCUGUCAGGGGCCUGAGCCUGUAAGGGGCCAGAUCCUCAGAGACCUAACCUCCCUGAUGGAGCAGUGUGAAGGUCCCCCUGCUGGUCCCAGUACUGGAAUGGGGAUGAACCCAGCAGAAAAGGAUGGAGGAGGUGAAGAUGGUGUUGGAGGGGGCCAAGCAGUGGCUUCAGUCCCCCAUGGCAGCACCACCACUACUUCUCUGCUGGUCCCCACACAAGGUUCCCUCUUCACCCUGCGAGCCAAGCGGCCAGGCCUUGUUAUGCCUCUGCCUCCCGGUGAAGGAGGACAGGUAACUGGAGAGGCCCUGGAGCUGACUGUAAAACCUCUCUCUUCGGACAGUGUACUGGUAAGUUGGCUGUGCCCACAACCAGCCCCCUCUUUCCGCCUGUCGUGGCUUAGGUUGGGUAGCAGUGCAGCUCUUGGUUCAAUAACAGAGACUCUGGUUCCUGGAGAGAGGAGGCAGUACCUUCUUACCCAGCUCACCCCACGCUCCCAUUACCUCAUCUGCUUGCUGCCACUACGUCAGGAGCCCUCCUUUGGGGGUUCCAGCAUGGGGUCAUCUCGAGUUGGCAGCAUGGACACGGACAGUAAAGACUCGUCCCCGGCCUGCGCUCAGAUAGAGACUGGAGAUGCUCUGGUCAACUCAGGAGGGGAGGGGUCAGAUAAAGAGGGACAGGACUCUGAACUAACAGCCCUGCCAUUGGCUGGGAUCAUAGGGGGUGCCACAGCAUUGGUAAGCCUGCUGUUAAUCUUUGGCAUCUUCUGCUGGUAUGGACAGAGAGCAGGUUACAUGUCUGGGGACUCAGGCUCAUACAGCAGGGGCCGGGGUGGAAAACAUUAUGAUGACUAUGUAGAGUCAGGCACCAAGAAAGACACUUCAAUCUUAGAGAUCAGGGCCCCUCCUGCAGGGUUUCAGAUGACAGCUAUGGCCCAUCAGCCCCUGCAGCCUAAGCUGGAGGAUGUCACCUACAUCCACACCAUCUUCCCCUCUUCUUCCUCUUCCUCCCAAGCUAACGGGACCUACCGGAGCAGUCACGGAGCUGGCAGCCUCAAUGGCACCAUCCUCAGCCAAACCAGCCACCAUCAUGUCACUUAUGGUACCAACCGUGGCUACAGAGAGGGGGGCAUCCCUGACAUAGAUUAUGCCUACACGUGAUGACACAAUGACCCACUCCCUGAGUCAUGAAUGCCAGGCGCCACUUCUAUGAUGACGACACCUUGGCUGGUGGCAGUUUUGUCCUUGGUUUCCAAAGUACCCUCUGUGCCUCUGCUGGUUCUAUUCUGAUUGGUUUGCUAGGUAGAAAAGACUGAUUUCAGCUAUAUUGAUUGGACAUUGCUAUUGAGUGACAGAAGUAAGUCCUACUAUACUCUACUACUGUAUACUACAUUAUACAGUAGGCCCUUCUUUCAGCGCUACUUAUAGUUAUAAAUGGUUACGUUUUCUCUUUUGGAUAUCUCAGUGUCUUUCAUACCUACUGUUCUUCUCAGCUCAUAAUAAUACACAGUAACUUAUUUGAGGUUGAUAUACUAGGCUUAGCUGAUUUAGCAGGAGAUAUAUUUAUAAUAUGAGGAAAAGGCACUUGAUGUGUAUAGAGAUAGCUCUCAUAUCUUCCUACCAACUGUAAGCUCUGUGCUGUAUAGAUAAAAGGGAUGACAGAGGGAGAAAUCAAUGGUUGUUAUAACCCACAGAUGACAAUGCAUCAUGGUUGACAUGAAAAGAUGUGUUCCUAGCCCCCUCUUUUUCCUCUAGUUUACUCCCCUUCUUUUUAAUUUUGCCUCCUUUCCGCCUCCUUUUUUUUUGGCUGAGGCUCUUUCCUUUUAUUUCUUUCGUGUCUUUUGUGGUGCCGUGAGCAGAGAACGACUUUGUUCUCGCCAAGGGAGCUGACAGCAGUGAUAACAGUUCUGACAGAGAUGGGAGACACAAACCACAGCAUAGGGAGACUAAUGAGAGGGGGAGAGAGAGAGAGCGAGAGAGUGGGGUGGUGGGGGGUGAUGGAUAGAUGGAGGGAUAGAACAUAAAAUAAGACAGAGGGGAAAAGAGAGGGGUGCCGUUUUGGGCACUGAGAGAGGUGUGCUGGCUAAUGGCAGAGAGCGAGGACAGGAAAGAAGAGAAAAAAGGAAGAUAAGUGGAAAAAAGGGCGUGUGACAAAUGCAGCGGCAGGAGGUAAAAAAGCAGACAAAAGGAAAAGAAGAUGGGGGAUCAGGGGCGGGCGGGGUAAAGAAGAGGGGUGACAACUGGAAUAA
Molecule: messenger RNA, 4375 nt
Organism: Morone saxatilis (striped sea-bass)
Lineage: Eukaryota; Metazoa; Chordata; Actinopteri; Moronidae
Product: leucine-rich repeat transmembrane protein FLRT1-like
Molecular function (GO): protein binding
Source: RefSeq, a predicted model, not a curated record